AUGCACGAGAGUGGGGAGUUGAAAGAGGUGUUUGCAGAGAAAGGGGUGCUGGGAGGGGCGGGGAAGGGAGAUGCACCAGGAGCAGUGACGGCAGCAGCAGCAGCGGCGGAUGGGCAGGUUGAUGGGGCGAAGGGGUUGCAAGAGCGGCUGAAGGCACUCCUCUCGUCUUCGCCUACCAUGCUGUUCAUGAAGAUGAUUGAAGGCACUCGUCUCGUCUUCGCCUUCCUCUCAUCCCUUCCUCUCAUCCCUUCCUCUCAUCCCUUCCUCUCAUCCCUUCCUCUCAUCCCGUCCUCUCUGCUGCGUUACCUCUCAGGGAACACCGGAGGAGCCGCGGUGUGGGUUCAGCCGCAAGGUGGUGGAUGCAGUCCAGGCACACCAGAGGAGCCGCGGUGUGGGUUCAGCCGCAAGGUGGUGGAUGCACUCACGUCAGAAGGUAUUUCCUUUGGCAGUUUUGACAUUCUCACGGACGAGGCAGGAACACCGCAGGAGCCCCGGUGUGGGUUCAGCCGCAAGGUGGUGGAUGCAGUCAAGUCAGACAUGGACUCAUCGCAUGUUUCCCCCCCCCUCUUCCCCCCUUCUUCCCCCCCCUCUUCCCCCCUUCUUCCCCCCCCUCUUCCCCCCCUCUUCCCCAUGGCUUGUCCUCACGGCCUUGCCUUGCUUUCCCAGGGCACACCUGAGGAGCCGCGGUGUGGGUUCAGCCGCAAGGUGGUGGAUGCACUUACGUCAGAAGGCAUUUCCUUUGGCAGUUUUGACAUUCUCACGGAUGAAGCAGUGAGGCAGGGGCUGAAGGAGCUCUCCAAUUGGCCCACGUACCCCCAGGUGUACCACAAGGGCGAGCUGAUUGGUGGAUGCGAUAUUGUGCUUGAAAUGAAGGCUAAUGGGGAGCUUAAAGCCGAGCUUGGAGGGUGA
Closterium sp. NIES-65 is the source of this 909-nucleotide messenger RNA. The record is from the annotation of a GenBank genome assembly. Lineage: Eukaryota; Viridiplantae; Streptophyta; Zygnematophyceae; Desmidiales; Closteriaceae.